Molecule: messenger RNA, 1459 nt
Organism: Plodia interpunctella (Indianmeal moth)
Lineage: Eukaryota; Metazoa; Arthropoda; Insecta; Lepidoptera; Pyralidae
Product: odorant receptor 13a
Exons: 8
Coding region: 10-1227 (405 amino acids)
Biological process (GO): detection of chemical stimulus involved in sensory perception of smell; sensory perception of smell
Cellular component (GO): plasma membrane
Molecular function (GO): odorant binding; olfactory receptor activity
Source: RefSeq, a predicted model, not a curated record
AAAAUACCGAUGGAUCUUCGCUACAUCAAGAUCCUGCGGUUGGCCUUGAGGACGAUCGCUUCCUGGCCUGGGCAAGAAUUGGGAGAACAUGUGCGGAUGAUUUCGAACUAUUACAUCUACUAUCUUCUCUUGUCGCUUUUGAUUGCGCUCAUCCCAGUGAUCCGCUACGUGAUCCAAAAUGCCAAGACAAUGCACAUCACCGUACUGGGACACAUUUGUAUCAGUGUGCUUCUGACGUUCACAAGCACAGCGAAAAUUCCGUUACUGUGUCUUCGCAAAGAAUAUCGUAAAUUCGGAAAAAUGUUUUUUACGGAAAUUCAUUUGGUUUAUACAAAAAAUAAAUCGGAAUACGCGAUGAAGACACACCUACGAGUUCACAAGCUAUCAGAAUAUUGUAGCAUAUACUUAAUAUCGAUGUUGAGUGCGACGAUUAUAUUCUUUAACUUGGGUCCGAUGUACGUGAACUACUCCACAGGAUUGUACAGGGACGGAAUCCCGGAAAAUUCCACCAACGUGUACGCUCACGCAGCAUAUUACGCCGGCUUCCCUUUCCAAUGCGACUAUUUGAGGGAUUUCGACUGUUAUAUCGUCGUCAGCCUCUUUACCUGGUACAUAUCUUAUUUCGUUGGAACAUUUCUAUCGAUACUAGAUCUUUAUAUCUACAUCACAGUGUUUCACAUUUGGGGGCAUUACAAAAUCCUGAUCAACGAUUUGGAGACAAUCGCGGAACCAAAUUCUAAUGGUAAAUAUUCCGCUGAGGAAUCUCACAAUAUAACUGAAAGGCUCAAGAACUGCAUCAAGUAUCAUCAUAUUAUUUCAGAGUAUACCAAAAAGAUGUCUGACUUGUUUGGAGCCACACUAUUUGCCAAUAUUUGCUUCAUGCAGUUGGUAUCUUGCUUGUUGCUUCUUGAAUGUUCCUAUAUGACCGCGGAAACGACGAUGCGCUACGGCCCGCUAACUGUGAUGGUAUUCCAAGAACUAAUUCAGUUCGGUCUUGUCUUCGAGCUUACUGGUACUGCUGGCGAUGAUCUCAGGAAACAAGUGUACAAUAUACCCUGGGAGUAUAUGGACACAAAAAACCGUGCCAUGGUAUUGUUUUUUCUAAUGAACGUCCAGAAACCAGUGCGAGUGAAAGCAUUAGGGCUCACAGAAAUGGGUCUCGCUACUGUUGCAUCUGUAAUCAAAACUUCGUUCUCCUAUUUCGCUUUCUUAAGAACAAUUGAUUAAUCGAGAAAAUCAAGAGUAGAAAAUAUAGGCUAUAGAAAAUUGUGAACAAUGAAUAACUCCGUACUGAUUACUAUAAAUUCAUUAGCAGGAGCUGAAGUGGAGUGGUUAGCGCGUUCGGCCUAUGAUAGUGGCGGUUAAGACACUCUCGCAAUGGUCAGUUAUUGGAUGGGUGACCAAAAUUAUCUUGAGCUCCUCCAAGCUUCGGAAGGCACGUAAAGCCGCCAAUGGCAAC